Molecule: messenger RNA, 1548 nt
Organism: Aspergillus ibericus CBS 121593
Lineage: Eukaryota; Fungi; Ascomycota; Eurotiomycetes; Eurotiales; Aspergillaceae
Product: monocarboxylate transporter
Exons: 6
Coding region: 26-1342 (438 amino acids)
Biological process (GO): transmembrane transport
Cellular component (GO): fungal-type vacuole membrane
Molecular function (GO): transmembrane transporter activity
Source: RefSeq, a predicted model, not a curated record
GUUCUGGAUAGUCGCACAUCGCCAAAUGACGGGAACACUCACCGGAACACUCUCAAUACGGGAGACACGACCUCCGUCGAAUGAGGAGAAGGCUCAAUCUCCAACCCCAGCUACGAGCGUGGCAGAAGAUGUCUAUCCAAGAUGGCGGCCGCCGUUGGUGGUGGUUGGGGGAUUCCUCACGUACUUCUGCACCUAUGGUUUCAUGAAUGCAUGGGGAACGUUUCAAUUCUAUUACCAUGAGGUACUCCUGGCAGGCAUGUCAAACAGUAAAAUUGCUUGGAUUGGUGCCCUACAGCUCUUCAUUCUGUCGAUCAGCGGACUGGUAGUUGGGCCCCUGUACGAUACUUGGGGGGCCACGCGCAUUUUUGCCCCUGGUGCUGUCCUAUACGUUUUAGCUAUCAUGUUCGCCAGCGUAUCGUCCCAGUAUUACCAGCUAAUUCUGGCACAAGGGAUACUGUUGGGUCUCGGAACAGCCAUGCUAUUCUUUCCCACCAUCACCGCCGUCUCUCAGUGGUAUGGCCACUCGCGCGGAUUUGCUCUGGGGAUCGUCGUGUCGGGAUCCUCCCUGGGCGGCAUUUGCUGGCCGCUGAUGCUUGAGCGACUGAUCAGGCAGAUUGGAUUUCCCUGGGCCAUGCGGACGGCUGGUUUUCUUUGCCUCGCUUUGCUGGCACCCAGUGCCUUCCUGGUUGUUUCCCGGCCCCGAAUCGUGAGGGAACGGAUGGAUGACCAGGACCGUCGUCCUCCGAACGUGAUCCACAGUCUUUUUAAGGAUCUCCUGUACAUUGCGUUAGUCAUUGGCAUGUUCUUAGUUCAGUGGGGCAUGUUCAUCCCAUUCUUCUAUCUACCCACGUACGGCAGCUCGAACGGAAUGGAUGCGGAUGAGGCGAAUAAUCUUGUCUCUUACCUGAACGCCGGUUCUUUCGUGGGACGCAUCGCUUCUGGUUACGUGGCCGACCUUUGUGGACGGCUUAACGUCACCUUCGGCUGUUCCGCCGUCUGCGCCGUGCUGGUCUUCUGUCUGCAUGCCAUCACUGGGAAGGGCUCGAUAAUUGCAUUUUCAGUACUUUACGGAAUCUUUUCUGGGGGACUUAUUUCCCUUCAGGCCGCAUGCGUGUCACAGAUCACGGCCGACACGCGGAUCCUUGGUCUCCGGAUCGGCGCUAUGAUGGCUGCUUGUUCAUUUGCUGGGCUGACUGGAAGCCCUAUCGCGGGCGCUCUUAUCUCGCACGAUCAUGGAGCUUACGGGGAUAUGAUCAAUUUUAGCGGAAUCGUCCUUUCAGCAGGUGCCAUUGUCCUGGCCGGGGCGCGCGGUAUGGGUGCCCCAGGGGUCAAAGCUUUCUGAGGAUGGAGAAUUGUUUACUGCUUUCAGUUUCUACAUGUUUCGUGUGGACUAUUGUGCAUGGGGUCAAGUCAGCUCGUAGUGAAUCUGUCCGCACACCAGGUGUGGAUGCGGGACCAAUGGAUAGGUGCGCGUAAUAUGAGUCUGUUCAAGUGGUGGUCUGUCCCUUUGGGACGAUUUGGGUUGAACCAGGUUAGAGAUAAUUGAAG